CGCUGCAAGAGUCGCACUGCGGGCGGCCUUUACGGCAGGCCUCUGCGUCGCUCGCAGAUCAUCCGGUAGCUGCGGUCAGCGAGGAGACAAGGGCGUUGCAGCGGGAAGCCAUGCCUUUCUUUGAUGUGCAGAAAAGGCUGGGCCUUAACUUAGAUCAAUGGAUGACAAUCCAAAGUGCUGAGCAGCCUCACAAGAUUCCAGGUCGAUGCCAUGCUUUUGAAAAAGAAUGGAUAGAAUGUGCACAUGGAAUUGGUGGUAUCCGUGCAGAAAAAGAGUGCAAGAUAGAAUAUGAUGAUUUCAUAGAGUGUCUGCUUCGGCAGAAAACGAUGAAACGUCUGCAUGACAUCAAGAGGCAGCGGGAUAAACUGAUAAAGGAGGGGAAGUACACACCUCCGCCUCACCACUUGGGCAAGGAGGACCCUAGGCCCUGAGCAGAGCUGCUGCUGAUGGCUGCUUUUCAUGUUUUCUCUUCUCUGCUGGAAAGUUCGUUUACUGAAAAUUUCUUUGUGAAAGUGUCUAAAAAUAAAGGAUUGCUCUAUCCUACUAUUCUA
Molecule: messenger RNA, 551 nt
Organism: Suricata suricatta (meerkat)
Lineage: Eukaryota; Metazoa; Chordata; Mammalia; Carnivora; Herpestidae
Gene: NDUFS5
Product: NADH:ubiquinone oxidoreductase subunit S5
Exons: 3
Coding region: 111-431 (106 amino acids)
Biological process (GO): mitochondrial respiratory chain complex I assembly
Source: RefSeq, a predicted model, not a curated record